AUGUAUAGAAUAAUUCAUCGAUGUCACUAUACGCAUCGAGCAAUAGGAUGCACCUUCCUACGACCUUUAAUGUUUUCAUAUGCAUAUUCCAAGAAAUCAUCGCCCCAACCAUCUCGCUUCGGAAAGCUCUCGAAUAAUGUGGUGUCUUUCCUCCAAAAUGAAUCUAAAGCUCUAGAAAAUGCUAUUGGAGAACCCGAAAUACUGUAUGACCUUCAAAACUAUGGAAGUCAUAAUGAUAUUUAUAGCUCGUUGGAUCCGUCUAUACGAUCACAACUAGAUCUGACUUUUGAAUUGCAUAGAAAGUUGUUGAUACUCCUUUCAUAUAAGCCAUCCAAGAAGAGAAUUGACCCAGAACUCUAUAUACAUUUGCAUAAGCAAUUAGAUAGUAGCCCAUUGGAUGUAGACCAAAUAAACCUUUUAAUUCGACGGUUGACAUUCCAUCGGAAAUUUGAUUACAUCUGGAAAGUCAUCGAGGACGGGGGAAGCACGUUAACAGACAUAGAAGAUUACAUCGAAGUGAUUUGCUUGGAAUUAAAAUCCAGUAACUAUUUUGAAAUUGGCUUACUCGAGGUGAUCUCUUCUGCACGGAAUGUAAUUAAAAGUUCAGGCUUGAAGAAUUCGAUUAUAGACACUAUAUGCUUCAAGUAUGAGAAGAGCAGAAGCGGCAUUGAAGAUGAAACUCUUCGUUUAUUGGAAUAUAGGACUACCAUUUCCCUUCCAAAUAUCAUUGAUGUGGAUCCGAUUAUGGAGCUACCAGGAUUUAUAUCGUACGUUUCAAGUCCAUUUUCCGUGAGGGACCUUGUUUCUUCCAACGUCAAAUUCCAAUUAAAUGAAAACGAUAUUCAAAAAGUCCUCGAAUUCUCCUCACCAAAUGACUAUCACUUACUAUACCCGUAUUAUAAAGUUAUUUUGAAAGUAUCUGAACCAGAUUUUGUCGACAAGUUACUAACUUCGAUGAUGAAACACAAGGCAACACAAAAUAUCGUACAUUGCCUUCAAAGUCUCAAUAGUCGAAUUUCCAAUGAAAUCUUGACACAAUCAUUAGCAUAUACAUAUAUCCACUCCUCAAUCGAAACUUGGCUCGGAAUUUACUGGGGCAUUCCCAUGAAAGUAGAGAAAAGGGCCCAAAUAUCCGAAAAUUUCGCCAAAGUUGUACUAAACUCCAUGAAGCUAAUUCACCCAGGAUCUAGUUUGGAAUCCGAAAUCUUGUCGCUCAUUUCAGUGCUACAUAAAAAUGAUUUAUUACAUAGAAAUGUCUUAUCCACCAUAUUGAAUUCAAUGGAUCAAUCAGCUAGUUUCAGCUUUUAUUUGGAAGUACUGAGACUUGGACUAGGCAUGAGCAACUUUAUUGAUUUAGUAGAUAGUAUUUGUCAAAAGCAUUCAGAAAGAGUCAAUUUCAGAAAAUUAUCCACUGACAAGACGACUAGUGGAGAAUUAUAUCAGAACUUGUUUCAAACCUUCUUAUAUAUCAACUUCAAAAGACAGAGAGAAGAGGGGGUAGACGACUAUCGAAAACUCUAUAUAAAUUCGACCAAGUACGAACGUUCCAAGUCUAUUCAUAGAUUGCAUCUCUUCAGCAAGCCAAUUUCCCAACUUAGUCUGAAGCAAAUUGCAAGCAUAUUAAAUUCACUCGAACACUUUGUUAAUCAUUCUGGGGAUUUCAAGUUUGAAUCUACUAGCUAUGGGAGAAAGCACCUUCUCGAUAAAUUUAUUGCACAAAUUAUGUUAGAAAUAGAUCGAAAGCAUAAAUCACAUAGAGGAAUGCGUAAAAUAAGGGAUAUAAUAGACCAAUUUCAGUUCAACUCGACAACGAUUUCACAUGAGUUACUUUAUCAGUACUUAACCAAAUACAACCCAGAUGUACCAUUUGAAAUAGCCAGUGAGUUUUCAAAAAACAAACCUUCUUUAACAAACGAGAAAAUGAAAGGAAUGAUGAUUGGUAUGUUGACCACACCAUAUUAUCCAUCUACAGCUAGAGUUGAGCAUUACUUCAGAUUUUGUGAACAUUUGAAGGAAUUGGGGUAUAAAAAUUCCACUAAGAAGAAGCCUAUAAUAAUGUUGAUUGACCUUAUUGUUAACAUUAAAGUUGAAAACCCAAAUGUAGAGUUCAAUAAUUUUGAAGACAUAUUAAAAAUUGCAAUGCAGAGGAGAGUCAAAAAGUCUUUGUUACUUCAUUGGUCCAGGAAGUUGAUGUUACUGGAGGAGUUAACGAAAUAG
Molecule: messenger RNA, 2217 nt
Organism: Dujonia railenensis
Lineage: Eukaryota; Fungi; Ascomycota; Pichiomycetes; Serinales; Debaryomycetaceae
Source: the annotation of a GenBank genome assembly